Molecule: messenger RNA, 738 nt
Organism: Armigeres subalbatus
Lineage: Eukaryota; Metazoa; Arthropoda; Insecta; Diptera; Culicidae
Product: peptidyl-prolyl cis-trans isomerase-like 3
Exons: 3
Coding region: 155-640 (161 amino acids)
Biological process (GO): protein peptidyl-prolyl isomerization; protein folding
Cellular component (GO): catalytic step 2 spliceosome
Molecular function (GO): peptidyl-prolyl cis-trans isomerase activity
Source: RefSeq, a predicted model, not a curated record
GUCCGUGAACACCUUCAAAGUUGACAAACAUUCUCUUCUCGUUGACUGAUUCCAUCACCGGGCCGGGCAGAUAACACAAAUAUAAACUUUCUAAGGAUCGGGCCAAAAAUAGAACCUUUUUGAAUUCUUAAACCUUUUCCUAAUACAUUUUACAAUGUCCGUUACGCUUCACACCGACGUUGGAGACAUCAAACUGGAACUGUUCUGUGAAGAUUGUCCAAAGAAUUGUGAAAACUUCUUAGCCCUCUGUGCGAGCGAUUAUUACAACGGAAGUAUAUUCCAUCGAAACAUCAAAGGGUUCAUCGUUCAAACUGGAGACCCCAGCGGGACAGGAAAGGGUGGCCAAUCGAUAUGGGGUCGCAAAUACGAGGACGAAUUUAAGGAAAGCCUGAAGCAUAACGAACGUGGUAUGGUGUCGAUGGCCAACAAUGGACCCAACACCAAUGCAAGCCAAUUUUUUAUUACGUACGCGGCGCAACCUGCGUUAGAUCUGAAGUACACGCUAUUUGGCAAGGUUAUUGACGGUUUUGAGGCAUUAGAUGAGCUGGAGAAGCUGACGGUGAAUCCCAAAACGUACCGACCGGUGGUUGAGAAGAAAAUAAACAGUGUCACAAUUCAUGCAAACCCAUUGGCAGGAUAAAUUUUUUUUUUAGUUAUUCAAGAGAAACUUCCAUUAUGCCAUUUUCUAUAGCUUAUAAGAUAAAGUUCAAUAUAAAAAUAUCUACAAUUAAUCCCUGA